AUGGAAGGCGUCGGUCAAUUAAUCGGGAGCCUUGUCGAGAGUGACGAUAGUCUGUUGGACGCAUUUCUUCACAAUUUAAAUGAACAUCAAUCAUUUUGGAAGGACCCCCAAAAUGAUUUAGAUGCAAUCUUUACCAGAAUCGGAACACUGUUGGCUGGCUCCAGAACGCGUGAUCGUGGUUUAAAGAUGUUGAUUCACCUUCUGUCCGGCUGCCCGCUGGAUCUGGUUGAAGAUAAGGCCCAAUUCUACAUGAACCUUUGCAUGAAAGUGUGUGAACAGCGUGGCCCCAUACAAACAAUGCCGUUGGUGUAUCAGCUGCUGCAGCAACUAAUCCACCGUUCGUUGGCCUCCAACGAUCUGCACAAGCUGUUUGUUAGUAAUCUUCCCAAGCUGCUGGAAUCAGUCGGACCCAAGCUACCACCGCCGGUUGUUCCUUCCGCAUUGACCUUCCUCGAAUUAGCCAUGCAACAUUAUGCCGGUGCAUGUGGUCCUGCAAAAAGUCGUAUCGAGACGUUCCUUUACUCGUUGGUUGACUCUACGAAUUCGCUCGUCCGCAACAGUACGGCCCGUUGUUUGUUGCUGUUGCAACAGAUUCGAGGAGGUGGACAGCACGGUUCCCUGCAUAAGCGAACCUGGGAAGAGUAUUACCGGAAGCUGGUCGAUACAAUUCACGAUCUGUUGAAUCAAAUAUUCGUACACACACCGGAAACGUUCGAUGAGGAAGAUAAUCUGGAGUGUUUGAAGCUUCCCCCAAUUGCAAACACGGGCAAAAAUCCUAUCCGGAAAGCUCAUCUACUAGCUAUCCGUGCCAUCAACAUGAUUGCUUGCCUUGAUCAAGCCAUUGUGGGAGCGUAUCCGGUAGCGAGACCGAUCGCGCCUUUCAAAGCAUUAAAUCUAAUCCUCCGCGGGUUGUCCGUAUCCUGUGAGACAAUGGGAAAAAACCCACUUGCGGAAAAUAUUGCCUUCGGUACUUUUUUACCGUCGAUCCACUAUGGGCUGCUGGAGGUGUUGGAUGGAUUAGUGUUGGCGCUCGGCACCAAUAUGCUAAUGUAUGGUGAUUCAAUCUGUGACAUAUUCCCCAAAUGUCUCAAAGCAACACAAACUAAUCGGAGCGAUUGCGAGGGAACGAAAAAAUCCUUCACUCGUUUACGGAGCAAAAUUUACGAAAGCAUCCAACUUUGGUGCGAAAAGAUGCGCUAUGGCAGUAACAUAGAGAUGGUAAAUGAACCACUGCUCGAACAAAUAGUGCGAGACUUUACACCGUACGAAAGCGAGGUAACACUGAAGAUGGGUUCCAGUGGCAACAAGCGACUAUCGUCCAGAGCCAAGAGAAAGCUACAGAAGGAGCAAAAUGCUGCCACAGCUCUAAAUCAAAAUCAUUCGAGUGGAAGUGGCAUUGCGGAACGUAAGGAGCAGCUAAUGGAUGCUGGGAAUGAAACACUUUGCCGGGCAGCGCUAGACUGUUUGUCCGUUAUACUUCAAUCUGCCGGAUGUUUCAUCAAACCCAUCACGCAUAAGCUGCUGGAGGAGAAAAUCGUCCCACUUUGUUUUUCGCUCGUAUCCAACCAUCAACAGCUUGGACUUUACGGUGACGAACAGGUUCGGGUGGCACUGCUACGUACCUUUGCUGCCCUUAUCGUAAAUCCACAUCACCACUGUCCUCCACCAUUGCAAUAUGCGAGCUACAUUUUCAACACGCUGCAAACGACCGAUUCUAGCACGGUUGUUCGUUCUGUGGCAGCUGAGCUAGCGCGCACGAUGGAACUGGUUGUACAUCCUUGGAAGGAAACGCUUUACUUCCCGGCGGAUAAAUCUGCCAUUAAAGAUGCGUUGGCGAACAAAGACAAACAUCCGUUGGCCAUGCUGACAGUGGUGAAGGAAAGGGUUUCAGCUGUGAAGGAGACCAAUGGUGAGCUGCAUUGCGACAGCGAUAUAUUGGACGCUGAAAAUCCAUCCAUGGCUGAACCACAGAACCAUAGCUCACCGAAAGAAUCCACUGAUGCUGCUGCUACAGAAGAGCUAGCAUACGAAAGUGAGGGAGAAAUCAACGAAUCGCUAGCCGUAACAGAAGCGAGCGAUGAUUCAAUCAUUGAGGAUGAAACGCCACAGCAGGCCGAACCGGAACCUGCUACUGGAUGGGUAGAGCAUGUAAGCAUAUCUUCGUUGGACGAUACGGUUAAAGGAAAGUCCGUCAAAAUUACCACCAUCCCGGACGACCCCGAUUGCUACGAUGCAGGUGUUAUUCAAUGCUCUGAAGAUGACGACGAUAAGCCGGAAGAGUCUGCCGUAGUUUCGAUAAUGGAUAGCGAAGAGGAACAACAGGAUGUGGCUAACGACGAUAACGAGGACGAUGUUGUGGAAGUUGCCACUGUAGUGGAUUUAGUUGCACAGGAACUAAACAAUACAAAUAGCCGCCUGAAGAAUACCAUUACGUCGGAGGCACAGGAUGAUGUUACAACCAAUGGCGGAUCAACGAAAAAGGCCAAACUCUCGACAGACAGCUGCAAUAGUACCGGAAAAGCUAAAAACAUUGACGAUAUCGUAAAUGAGAUGGUGGCGGAGUUCGUUGACGAACCAUAGGAUAAGCAUUCAACUCGAAGCAUACACGGC
Messenger RNA from Anopheles maculipalpis, 2610 nucleotides. Its product is annotated as proline-, glutamic acid- and leucine-rich protein 1-like. Gene Ontology annotation, biological process: rRNA processing. Gene Ontology annotation, cellular component: nucleus. Bases 1 to 2580 code for a protein of 859 amino acids. The record is from RefSeq and is a predicted model, not a curated record. NCBI's taxonomy places the organism in Eukaryota, Metazoa, Arthropoda, Insecta, Diptera, Culicidae. The transcript is spliced from 3 exons.